This is a messenger RNA of Saccharomyces paradoxus, 1590 nucleotides long. RefSeq names its product Apj1p (gene APJ1). The record is from RefSeq and is a predicted model, not a curated record. Gene Ontology annotation, biological process: protein refolding. Gene Ontology annotation, molecular function: Hsp70 protein binding. Bases 1 to 1590 code for a protein of 529 amino acids. Lineage: Eukaryota; Fungi; Ascomycota; Saccharomycetes; Saccharomycetales; Saccharomycetaceae. The transcript has a single exon. Gene Ontology annotation, cellular component: nucleus; cytosol; cytoplasm.
AUGCAACAAAACACGUCUUUAUAUGACUCUUUGAACGUUACCGCCACUGCAUCGACAUCUGAAAUUAAGAAAGCUUACAGGAACGCUGCAUUGAAAUAUCAUCCUGAUAAAAACAAUCAUACAGAAGAAUCUAAGCGAAAAUUCCAAGAGAUAUGUCAGGCAUAUGAAAUACUUAAAGACAAUCACUUAAGAGCUUUGUAUGAUCAGUAUGGUACUACAGAUGAAGUUCUAAUUCAAGAACAGCAGGCUCAGGCGCAACGCCAACAAGCCGGAGUAUUCAGUCCAUCUGCAGGUUUCGAUGCUGAAGCAAUGUCCUUCCCGGAUUUAUCUCCAGGUGACCUCUUCGCGCAGUUUUUUAAUAGUUCUGCUACCUCAUCUUCUAAUAGCUCCAAAAAUAGUUUUAAUUUUAGCUUUAAUAAUAGCUCUACGCCGAAUUUCUCAUUUGGUAAUGGCAGUGGCGUGAACAAUCUAUAUUCUCCGUCAUCAAAAUACAACUCCAACGAUGAAAGUCAUCAUUUGGAUAGAGGUCCUGACAUCAAACAUAAUCUAAAGUGCACUUUGAAGGAACUCUACCUGGGCAAGACUGCGAAGUUGGGUUUGAACAGGACAAGAAUUUGCAACGUCUGUGAUGGGCAUGGAGGUCUAAAGAAAUAUACAUGCAAAACAUGUAAAGGACAAGGUAUUCAAACUCAAACUAGGCGUAUGGGGCCUUUAGUACAAAGUUGGUCUCAAACUUGUGCAGAUUGCGGGGGCGCCGGGGUUUUUGUCAAAAAUAAAGAUAUCUGCCAGCAGUGCCAGGGUCUUGGCUUCAUUAAGCAGAGAAAGAUUCUGCAGGUAACCGUCCAACCGGGAUCGUCUCAUAAUCAACUUAUAGUACUUACGGGCGAAGGUGACGAAGUUAUCAGUACUAAAGGAGGCGGUCAUGAAAAGGUAGUACCUGGGGAUGUCGUUAUUACCAUUUUAAGGCUAAAAGACCCUAAAUUCCAGGUUAUUGACGACUCUAAUUUGAUAUGUAAAAAAUGCAAAAUCGACUUCAUGACUAGUUUAUGUGGAGGCAUUGUUUAUAUUGAAGGGCAUCCUAGUGGUAAAUUGAUCAAGCUCGAUAUCAUACCUGGCGAGGUACUGAAGCCUGGUUGUUUCAAGGCCGUUGAGGACAUGGGUAUGCCCAAGUUUAUUAAUGGAGUGCCAAGCGGCUUCGGUAAUCUGUACGUAAAAUUUGAUGUGACCUAUCCAGAGAGACUGGAACCUGAAAAUGCUAAGAAACUACAAAAUAUUCUGGCUAAUGAUAAAUACAUUAAAGCAGAACGUUCAACCAUGGAAACCACGGAUGCAGACUGCUACUGCGACUUGGAAAAGUCUUACGACAAUGUGGAAGAACACGUUCUAAGUAAUUUUGAGGCCCCUGAUCUAAACAAUGAAGUUAUCGAAAACGACGACCUUGAUGAUUUGAUUCACGAAAGAGAUUCUCGGAAGAGGAACAACCGUCGAUUCGGCGAAAGUAAUAAUAAUAAUAAUAAUAAUGAAACGAAACGAAAUAAAUAUUCUUCACCGGCAAGCGGUUUUUAUGACCAUGAUAUUAAUGGAUACUGA